UGUUCUUAUAAGAAAAUUCAAUACGCAACCUAUCUUGUUUCAGUCAUGGACGCUUCGGGCCGCUAUGAAUCCGGUCUCUUCGGUGGAAAUAAAUAUUGGUUGGGUUCCAAAGCAGAAUGUCUUCAAUUAGACAAUGGAUUCAUUGCAAGGGAAGGCAACGAAACCGUUGACGAAUUCCAAGACGGUGACUACCUUAACGCCGUUCUGCGACGUGAAAAAUAUUUCCAAGGAGACGCGGACGAAUGGCGUUCACUGGUGCGGAGAGACGAGCUCUUCAAGCGGCUAGUGGCUGCUGACCACACCGCCCCACAUCGUCUGGCCUACAAUAGUGUCCAACUAUCACUAAAUUUGACCAAGAUUACCAUGGCCGAGUCAUAUGGCAUAACAUUGGGCGUGUGUUUGCCGCGUUCCUGCUCUGCAGACGACGUCGUAGCCGUCAUGAACUUUAGCAUCAUGAUCAACGAUAAUUUGAAGACCAAUAAAACCAUCCCAAGAGCUGUCAGGGUUAAGUCGUUGAGAAGAGUGGAAGAGACGUAUAGCAUUAGGAAUGAUAUGGGAGCUGUGUUGUUAAUAUUAAUUACUUUAAUCCUAUUAGUCAUAAUUACAAUAGCCACUGUUGUAGAUUUCGACGUAGUAAGAUGUAAAUCACAUAAUAGCAAGUCAAUGAGUUUCGAUUUACAGAAAUUCAAUAACAACUUUGACUCUGAAAAUAGAACAAUGCACGACGAAAAUAAAGUUCACACUUGUGAUGUGUUAGCAAAAAAAGAAUCCAAUGUCGUAGAUAUGGAAACAUUAACAAUUAAUAAUAUUAGUAAUUCGAAUAAUAUUAACCUAGUGACGGUGAAGAAGGUUGUUAAGCCGAAUGUGAUGCCGCCGUCGAUUACCCUGGAUGUCGUAUCCAUGGAGCGAGUAACGGGUAGCUGUAAAAGAUGUGGCAAAUACAAAAAACAAUGUGCUGCCGACAAUCUGAAGCAUAAUGAGAAUUUGGCCGCCUGCCCAAGAGUCAAGUCCUUUGCGAGUAUUACUACAGAACCAAAAAAAGAAGAAAAGUUCUUCAAGAGUCUGCUAAUGUGUUUCUCUCUCCGAUAUAGUUGGAAAAGAAUAUUCAACACUAAUAUGGCAAACAAAGACUUAUUGUUUAUACACUUAUUAAGGAUAAUAGCUACGUUUUGGAUAUUAUUCUUACAUAUAGCAGUUAUUGCUAAUUACGUAUCAGAUAACGGAGGAAAUGUCAACGAGUACAACAACGUAUAUCAUACCAUCGCUACCGGGACAUUAGCUUUCGAUACAUUAUUUUUCGUCAGUGGUCUAUUUAGUUCCCAUCAUUUCUUCUUCCUCAAGAGCCAGUACACCGUAGAAGAGCUGGUCAGCUUUGGAGGUGCUUGCGGUCAGAUCUUGCAAUUUAUUUGCUUCGUCACUAAUAGAGCUAUCAGGUUGUUGCCAUCCUACGCGUACGUGCUAUUCUUGUCCGCGGUGCUGUCGCGGCGGACAUACCACACAUCUGUGCUUGCGUUACCCGAGUCGGACGAAAUCAACUGCGAUCAGUAUUGGUGGCGCAAUUUGCUGUAUUUAACCACUCUCUUCCCGAAAGAACAGCAGUGCAUGCAAAUAUCAUGGGUGCUAUCAGCGGAGACGCAGUUGCACGUAUUUGGUGCGCUUGCGUGUUCACUUUCUGCCUCGGGCCGACGGCUUAUCUUUUCGUUGGUCGUGGCCGCGAUCAUCGUCGCCACUGCGGCGGAUGUUAGCUCCGCUUUCGCUGAGUUUGGACUCUACCUGUCGAGCCCGUUCGCAGCGUAUACAACUCUGAUUGAGCGCCCGUUGGGGAGAGUGGCUCCUUACUUCAUCGGCGUCUUUGCCGGGUGGUUACUGCAGAGGCUCGAGGGACGAUUACAUAUUUCUAAGACGAAAGCGUCAAUCCUUUGGCUGUGGUCGCUGUCAGUUCUGGCCACAUGCGUGACACUGCCGUGGGUGGUGAGUGCGCGGUGGUGCUCGUGGCAGCACGUACUGUGGCCACUGGCAUUGCUGUGGCCGGCUACAAUCUUCGCCACAAGAUUUGGAUCGGUGACCCGCCACCUACUGGACAGUUCCUUCAUCGCAGCGCUGAGCCGACUAUGCUACUGCAUAUUGCUGCUGCACGGAGUAAUAGCCCGAUCAGUUCUCUUGGCUGACAGCACUCUGUGCUCGGAUUCUCUAUGUAUCUGGUCAUACACAGCUGGCGUGAGUAUCCUGACAGUUCUAUCAGCGCUGGUUCUUUCGCUGCUGGUGGAGACGCCAUGCUGCAGUCUGCUCAGACGACUCUCCGACUACGCUGCCUGACAAACCUUUGUGCUACGAGUAAAAUAUUUAUUUAGUAUAUUGAUGGUUUUUUUUGCAACAACUAUCAACUUCACGUUAAAUAGUGUUGAGUUAUGGAAAAAAUUCCGUUUUGAAAAAAUCAUAUUUUUCUGAAAAAGUAAUGUUUUUCUGGAUAUU
This is a messenger RNA of Hyposmocoma kahamanoa, 2472 nucleotides long. Its product is annotated as O-acyltransferase like protein-like. Bases 46 to 2316 code for a protein of 756 amino acids. NCBI's taxonomy places the organism in Eukaryota, Metazoa, Arthropoda, Insecta, Lepidoptera, Cosmopterigidae. The transcript has 12 exons. The record is from RefSeq and is a predicted model, not a curated record. Gene Ontology annotation, molecular function: acyltransferase activity, transferring groups other than amino-acyl groups.